AUCUAUAUUUUAGCUUAUCGCCGGCUUACACCUUCGUCUCUAUGUUCAGGAAACUAUUAUUAUUGUUAAUUUGCCAAUGGAGUUUGUUUGGCGGUGGAGAAGCAGCUUUCAUUUAUCUAUCAUAUCCUUCUUCGCAACUUCAUUUUCCUACUGUUUGCUCCUCCAUUUCGCCAAAUUUAUAUUGUUUGCUUUCAUUUCUCAACAGUUUUUACCAGCAAUUUCUUUCUCAGCGAGAAGCAGGUAAGUUCAUCGAAAUUUAGAUAUGCGUCUGUAAAUGUAGAGUAGUUAUAUUUGUAACAAAAAACUGAGCUCUCCUUCCUUCUUAAUUGCUCUUAACUUUCUUUCAUAGUUUCAUGGCAUCCACUUCCGGAGCUAGUCAACUGCUCCUUGAUUCAUCUUAACCUUCAUUUCCACGUCGGAAGUACGAUGUUUUUUUGAGUUUCAGGGGAGAAGAUACACGCAGAUCGUUUACGGAUCAUCUCUUUGCUGCGUUGUGUCGAGUUGGCGUUCACACUUUUAGAGACGCAGAAGAGGUCCAUAAAGGAGAGGAAAUCUCCAUUGAGCUCAUCAAUGCGAUUAAGGAGUCUAUGAUUUCAGUUAUCAUAUUCUCCAAAAAUUACGCCUCCUCCAGUUGGUGUCUUAGGGAGCUCGAGGAGAUACUGAAAUGUAGAAAGCGGGGACAUCAAGCACUUCUUCCCGUAUUCUACGAUGUGAAGCCUUCUGAGCUCCGCAAACAAACAGGUGGAUUUGUUGAUGCAGUGACUCUACAUCGACAACGCUUUGGGGACAAACAAGUUAGCCAGUGGAAAGAUGACCUAAAGGAGGUUGCAGAUUUCUCGGGUUGGGAUUUGCAGAACGACUCUGACGGGUAUGAAUCAAAAUUAAUUGACAAGAUUGUAGAAACAGCUCUACAAUUGGUGAAUCGUACAUACUUGAAUGUUGCAAAACACCCUGUUGGAAUUCAUACUCGUGUUAGAGAAAUGCUUUCUUUACUGCAAAGUGAACCAAAUGGUGGCGUUCGUGUGAUUGGGAUUUAUGGCAUGGGUGGGGUAGGGAAAACAACCCUAGCAAAAGCCGUAUUUAAUGAAAUUUGUGGAACAUUUGAAGGUAGUUGCUUUCUUGCAGAUGUUAGCUCACAAUGUUUGGACAGAAACAGUGCAGGUUUAAAACAUUUACAAAAGCAGCUCCUUUGUAAAACUCUUGACACAACUAGAUUUAAUGUUGAUCAUGUUGAUGAAGGAAUUAGUUUGAUCAAAUUAAGGCUUGGAUUAAAAAAACUUCUCAUUGUUGUUGAUGAUGUAGACCAUGAGAGUCAAUUAGAUGCAUUAGUAGGAGAGCGAGAUUGGUUUGGUUCAGGCAGUACAAUUAUCAUCACAACUAGACAUGUUAAUUUGCUGAAUGGCCCUGGAAAAGAUUAUGAAAAGUAUAAAGUUGAAGUGUUAAGCUCCAAGGAAUCUUUGCAACUCUUUAGCUUGUAUGCUUUUAAUAAUCCAAACCCUUCGGAGGCUUUUGUAGAGCUAUCAAACAUGAUAGUGAGUUAUGUUGGGGGGCUUCCUUUGGCACUUAUUGUUCUAGGCUCACAUUUUCGAGCAAGAUCAUCAGUUCAAGAAUGGAGGGGUGACUUUGAGAAGUUAAAAAAAAUCCCUCAUGAUGAUAUUUUGAAGAAGCUCAAAAUUAGUUAUAAAGCACUAGAUGAUGAUACUCAAAGAAUCUUUCUUGAUAUUGCUUGUGCUUAUACAUAUGGACAAGUGGACAACUCAACAAAGAAGAAAUUGUUAUGAUAUUAAAUAGUUGUGGUUACCAUGCUCAAAGUGGUAUUUCAGUUUUAAAGGAUAAAUGCCUGUUAACAGAAGGAGAUGUAAAUUUUCAUAUGCAUGGUUUAGUUCGGGAUAUGGGGAGAGCAAUUGUUUACAAGGAAUCUCUUUACCCUGAAAAAAGAAGUAGAUUGUUUUUAUCUGAUGAAGUUUUGGAUGUGCUCUUGAACAACAAGGGCACUGAAGCAAUUCAAACUAUGACGGUAGAUGUGCAAACAAAUGUGCCUUUGAGUACGAAGAACUUUAUAUGCUUGGAGGUUUUAUGUCUUGAACAUUGUGAGGAACUUAAAAGAGCCCCAAAUUUCAGUGGAGCACACAGUCUAAAGAAAC
Ipomoea nil (Japanese morning glory) is the source of this 2144-nucleotide messenger RNA. Its product is annotated as TMV resistance protein N-like. The record is from RefSeq and is a predicted model, not a curated record. The transcript is spliced from 4 exons. Gene Ontology annotation, molecular function: ADP binding. Bases 588 to 1781 code for a protein of 397 amino acids. NCBI's taxonomy places the organism in Eukaryota, Viridiplantae, Streptophyta, Magnoliopsida, Solanales, Convolvulaceae. Gene Ontology annotation, biological process: signal transduction; defense response.